AUGGGGAAUUUUACAGCUGUAACAGAAUUUUUUCUGGUGGGUCUUUCUAAUUACCCAGGCCUCCAGAUAUCUCUUUAUGUGCUCUGCCUCUUGAUGUACUUGGUGAUUCUAGUAGGAAAUGGUAUACUCAUUAUCAUCAGCAUCCUGGAUCCCCACCUCCAUACCCCUAUGUAUUUUUUUCUUGGGAAUCUCUCUUUUUUGGACAUCUGCUACACCUCUUCCUUAAUACCACAAAUGCUAUUUAAUUUUGCAUCUGAAAGAAAAUCCAUCACUUUCAUUGGAUGUGGCCUGCAGAUGGUUCUUUCCCUUGGACUUGGGUCCACCGAGUGUCUUCUCCUUGCUGUAAUGGCUUUUGACAGAUAUGUAGCCAUAUGUAGUCCUUUAAGAUACACCAUCAUCAUGAACAAGGGGCUCUGUGUACAGAUGGCUUCUUGGACCUGGAUAGUAGGAUUUAUGAACUCUCUGGUACAAUCCGUACUUACAUUGAUAUUACCUUUCUGUCAGAACAUUAUUGACCAUCUUGUCUGUGAAAUUCUAGCCCUUUUGAAGCUUAUCUGUGUAGACAUCUCUCUCAAUGUAUUUAUUAUGAUUAUUGCAAGCAUUAUUCUGUUAAUCACUCCUCUUGUGCUUAUUUUCUUCUCUUAUGUCUUUAUCCUCCUGACUAUCCUGAAAAUUAACUCUACUGAAGGGAGGAAAAAGGCCUUUUCCACUUGUUCAGCCCACUUGACAGUGGUGAUCUUGUUCUAUGGGUCUGCUCUUUUCAUGUACAUGAAGCCCAAAUCUAAGGACACUAAGCUUUUUGAUGAAAUUUUUGGGUUGUCUUACUGGGUGUUCACUCCAAUGCUGAACCCCAUCAUCUAUAGCCUGAGGAACAAGGAGGUAAAAGAGGCUGUAGAGAAAGUACUAAUCAGAAAUCUGUACUUAAGGAGAAUGUGAACUUUGAGACUGACUGUUGGCUCAUAUUGUGCAGAGGAACUUUGUCUUCUUUAUUCAAACCCAACACCCCUAUACCUAGGAUCAGUAGUGUAAGAGUGACUGAAAAAUCUCAAAUGGGAUCCUCAUUCUUUUUCAUACAAAAUGAAUAUUUCUGAAGUAUAGUUAUGUGAUUAGAGCCUGCUAAUUCCCCCACUUCUACCUAUGCUGAUUUUUCUGGUCUUUGUGAUAUAUUUCUUUAAACUGUUACACAUAUCUCCAUGCACAUGUUGCUCACAAUUUUUUGUUAGUUGAGAAGUUACCUUUGUACUUUCCAAUCAUUGUUUCUAAAGACAUAAUUUCUGAUUUCAUAAAAGUAUUAGAAAGAGUUUUAAAAAUAUUUCUGUGUCAAACUUAUGGUUUGUAUGUAUAUAUUCAUUUACUGGAUGUGUCAAUGUAUUAGGUCUUUAAAAAGGAAACAAUAAAGAAAAUAUUAAUAAAAUAAUAAAAGAUAUGGCUUCUCUUCUGUAGUUUAUCAUAUAGACAAGUC
Messenger RNA from Monodelphis domestica (gray short-tailed opossum), 1462 nucleotides. RefSeq names its product olfactory receptor 13D1-like. Gene Ontology annotation, biological process: G protein-coupled receptor signaling pathway. Gene Ontology annotation, cellular component: membrane. Gene Ontology annotation, molecular function: olfactory receptor activity; G protein-coupled receptor activity. NCBI's taxonomy places the organism in Eukaryota, Metazoa, Chordata, Mammalia, Didelphimorphia, Didelphidae. The record is from RefSeq and is a predicted model, not a curated record.